Molecule: messenger RNA, 2314 nt
Organism: Histoplasma capsulatum G186AR
Lineage: Eukaryota; Fungi; Ascomycota; Eurotiomycetes; Onygenales; Ajellomycetaceae
Product: N-alkane-inducible cytochrome P450
Exons: 5
Coding region: 399-1913 (504 amino acids)
Molecular function (GO): iron ion binding; heme binding; oxidoreductase activity, acting on paired donors, with incorporation or reduction of molecular oxygen, reduced flavin or flavoprotein as one donor, and incorporation of one atom of oxygen
Source: RefSeq, a predicted model, not a curated record
CGGUUUGGCCUGCCAAUGUCUCCUUGGCCUUAGGUACUGGCAGACACCUCUCUGGGCUCCCAAAUUCCCGGAAAUAGAGCAUGAAUUCCACAUUCUUUUCUUGUCAUUUGUUGCUUUGACACAAAAAAUAAAAUAAAAAAUAAAAAUUCACACUGUGAAGCCCGCUUUGUGGGAACGCUAUAAAUAUUUCCCUAGAGAGCUACCUCCUCCCUGCUGUCAUCCAUGCAGCAAGGCCACGGUAACUCUUCUAGGGCGUCGCCUUGGUUGAUAUUGAUUAAAAACAAAGUAAAUACAUAUAUAGUUGCGUACUCGCCCCUUGAUCGGGGUGCCAGUCAAACACCCGAUUCGGUGGACGAAAUAUACAAGUUUGUGUUCAGUUUUUCGCUACAUCAUCUGCAAUGUUGUCCUUGAUACACGUCGUGGUGGUAGCCUUUGGCUGCUUUUCCCUAUAUCAAGUAUAUCUCUACUUCACUGUCGGUGCCGCACGUCGAAAACUAGUCAAGGAGCAUGCAUGUAGGCCGCCUCCUGCGUACCCACACAAAGAUCCCAUUUUCGGUUUGGAUCUCACCAUGAAACUCAGGGGACAUAAGCAAAAGAAUAUCCUCCUCCAAGAAUCCGUAAAACGCUACCGGAUCUUUGGAAACACCUUUUCACUGAUCGGUGUCGGAAUACCUACGAUCUCUACUUGCGAGCCUGAGAAUAUUAAAUGCGUGUUGUCUCUUAAGUUUUCUGAUUAUGAAAUUAACGCCCUUAGGAAGACAGCCUUCCAUGGUGUUUUUGGUCAAGGGAUAUUCACCACAGAUGGUCCUCAGUGGGAACACUCAAGAACUAUGCUCCGGCCAAAUUUCAACCGCGCUCAGGUCGCCGAACUGGCUAUUUUUGAAGCACAUAUACAGAACCUUAUCCAAGUGGUCCCUACCGAUGGAUCUACCGUUGACCUCCAGCCGCUGUUCUUUGAUCUUACUGCAGACACCGCAACUGAGUUUUUGUUCGGAGAAUCAGCCAACACUCUUCAUAAGAACUUCAAACCCUCUACUAAAGAAAAUUUCGCUGAAGCCUUCACCUACUGUACAACAGAAAUUGGCAACUCCCUAAGGGUGGGCCUCCUCGACAGAUAUUUCAAGACCGACAAGCGCUUUGAAAGGGAUCGGAAACUGAUUCACGACUUUGCGGACCGGUAUGUGAAGAAGGCGCUUGAGAAUCACGCGAAUGAAAAAUACGGAAGCGGUCCUCUUCCCGAAAAGGGCCGCUACGUAUUCCUGCAAGAACUAGCGAAACAGACUCAGGAUCCCAUUGCUCUUCGUUCCGAAACACUAAACAUCUUGCUUGCCGGUCGCGACACCACCGCCAGUCUCUUAGCGAAUGUCUGGAACAUAAUCCCCAAACGUCCAGACGUGCUGAAGAAACUCCGUGCAGAGGUCGACCAACUCGGUGGGAGAAAGCCCACGUUCGAAGAACUUAAAAAUAUGAAAUAUCUUAAAUACGUGCUUAACGAAUGUCUCCGACUCUGGCCCGUUGUCCCAAACAACGCACGUGCGGCCAUUCGCGAUACCAUCCUCCCACUUGGUGGUGGACCGGACGGCAAAUCACCGGUUUUUGUCAAAAAGGGAACGACCCUCGCUUACAGCGUCUACGCCAUGCACAGACGCCAGGACAUCUACGGGCCCGACGCUGCUGAAUUCCGACCAGAGCGAUGGGAAACUAUCAGACCUGGCUGGGAGUAUUUGCCAUUUAAUGGUGGACCGAGGAUUUGUCUUGGCCAACAAUUCGCCCUCACAGAAGCUUCGUACACUACAGUUCGGCUCAUGCAACAUUUCCGCACGAUUGAAUCGCGCGACCCAGAACCGUGGACCGAAUGGGUCACCAUCACAUGUGCUAGCCACCAUGGUGCUAAAGUUUCGCUGAAGCCGUGAACCCCGAACCGAUUCCGUGCCCUUGACACUUUGGUUGUGGGUGAAGGGACUUGGUUUAUGGAAUGACUUAACGUUGAUUGGUGAAUUUUCUUACUCUUAUCUCUCCCUCUCCCCCAUUUCCUGUUUUCGCUUUUCGUUUCUUAUUUGCUUGUUGUGAAAAUUAUAUAUUCCGUGGUUCGUGGUUGCAGUCUACAAUUCUGUUGUUUGUAUGUUAGCUGUACGUCAAAGUAGGGUUGUGGUUUUUAAAGGGGGCGGCGGUUUGAAUUUAUGACAUGGUCUCCUUUGAUAUAUCUUUAUUGAAGCUUGAAUGCAUGCAUAUUUGUUCUUUUCUCCCUUUGUAGAUUAAACAUGUUAGUUCAACGUUGCCGGUAGCCUUACUAUGUAAGAAUAUCUUCUUGUAG